This is a messenger RNA of Micropterus salmoides (largemouth bass), 5863 nucleotides long. RefSeq names its product low density lipoprotein receptor-related protein 8, apolipoprotein e receptor (gene lrp8). Gene Ontology annotation, molecular function: protein binding; calcium ion binding. Lineage: Eukaryota; Metazoa; Chordata; Actinopteri; Centrarchiformes; Centrarchidae. Bases 147 to 3152 code for a protein of 1001 amino acids. The transcript has 18 exons. The record is from RefSeq and is a predicted model, not a curated record.
GAAAGGAGAUCCAGGCUGAACACACACGCUCACGCACUCAGGAGCAGAGGCAGCACGCGGAUCAUACAGAGCGAGUGAGAGGUUGGGGAUCCUUAACUGUUUUUUCACUUGCAUGAACACAACCGUUGACACCCCAGGAUCUAAAGAUGUGGACAGAAGUCGGAAAGCUUGUGCUAUUACAUUUGUUACUCAUGGAGCUCCGUUGCGUUAAAGGAACUCAUACGGAGUCUGAGUGUGAAACUGGGCAGUUUCAGUGCAAGAACGGACGGUGCAUUCCAACCCUGUGGAGAUGUGAUGAUGAUGAUGAUUGCUCAGACAGCAGCGACGAGGAGAACUGUCCAAAGAAGACCUGUGCGACCACAGACUUUGCCUGUAAGAAUGGACAGUGUGUUCCUGCAAGGUGGCGCUGUGAUGGGGAACCAGAGUGUGCAGACGGUUCGGACGAGGCUGAUGCAAUUUGCAGCCGACAGACCUGUCCACCAGAGAAGUUUGAUUGCGGAGGGGCUGCCAGCAAAUGUGUUUCAUUGUCGUGGCGAUGUGACGGCGAGAGGGACUGUGAGAACGGGGCAGAUGAAGAGCAGUGUGCUGCAGAUGCAAAGGCCUGUCCCUCCAAAGAUUUCCAGUGCCGUAAUGGGAAGUGUGUGGCACCAAUAUUUGUGUGUGAUGGCGACGAUGACUGCGGGGAUGCAAGUGAUGAGGAAAAGUGCUCGGCUCCCACCUGUGGCCAGCACGAGUUCCGUUGCAAUGACUCUGAGUGCAUCCCCGCCCUGUGGAGUUGCGAUGGCGAUCCGGACUGCAAGGACAAGUCAGACGAGUCCAUGGAGCGCUGCAGCCGGAGGACAGAGCCCCAGAAACCUCGCUGCCCAGUGGGGGAGUUCCAAUGUGGGAGUGGGGAGUGUGUCCACAUGAACUGGAAGUGCGAUGGAGACGCAGACUGCAAGGAUAAAUCGGAUGAAGCAAACUGUCCCCUGCUUACAUGUCGACCUGAUGAGUUCCAGUGUGGUGAUGGAUCCUGUAUCCACGGUACCAAACAGUGUAAUAAAGUCCACGACUGUCCGGACUACAGUGAUGAAGCUGGCUGUGUCAACGUUACUAAGUGUGACGGACCAAGAAAGUACCGCUGUAAGAACGGGGAGUGUAUUGACAGCAGCAAGGUGUGUGACAACGUGAAAGACUGCAAGGACUGGUCUGAUGAACCCACGAAGGAGUGUGGCCUGAACGAGUGUGCAGACAACAAUGGUGGCUGCUCCCACAUCUGCAGGGACCGGAGAAUUGGUUAUGAGUGUGACUGUCCUUCUGGGUACAAACUCCUGGACAAAAAGACUUGUGGAGACAUAGAUGAAUGUGAGAACCCAGAUGCCUGUAGUCAGAUCUGCAUCAACUACAAAGGAGAUUACAAGUGUGAAUGCUAUGAAGGCUACGAGAUGGACCCUGCCUCUAAGACCUGCAAGGCCGUGGGAAAGAGUCCAUACCUGAUGUUCACCAACCGUCAUGAGAUCCGUCGCAUUGACCUACUGAAGAGUGAAUACACGCAGGUGGUUCCCACGCUGAAGAACGCAGUGGCCCUGGAUGUAGACGUGUCCACCAACAAGAUGUUCUGGUGUGAUCUAUAUCAUCGUAAAAUAUACAGUGCUUACAUCAACAAGGCCAGUGACUCGUUGCAGCAGGUCACUCUCAUCGACUCGCUCAACUCUCCUGAGGGCCUGGCUGUCGACUGGGUGCACAAAAACAUCUAUUGGACUGACUCGGGCAACAAGAGCAUCUCAGUCGCCACAGGAGAUGGCAGGAAGAGAAAAGUGCUGAUAGCCACUGAGCUGAGCGAGCCACGGGCCAUCGCAGUGGAUCCACACCAAGGGUUUAUGUACUGGUCAGACUGGGGAGGUCAGGCCAAAAUUGAGAAGUCUGGGUUGAAUGGAGUGGACCGUCAAGUUCUGGUGUCCGAACACAUCGAGUGGCCUAAUGGAAUCACCCUGGACUUGUCUAACAGGCGUCUCUACUGGGUGGACUCCAAGCUACACCUGCUGUCCAGUGUGGAUCUGAAUGGAGACAAUCGCAAAGUGCUGCUGUCCUCCCAUCACCACCUCGGACACCCCUUCGCCCUCACUGUGUUUGAGGAUCGCAUAUAUUGGACAGACCUGGAGGACGAAGCAAUAUAUAGUGCAAACCGAUUGACGGGACAUGAUGUGGCAAAGGUAGCAGAGCACCUCAACAACCCCCUGGAUCUUGUGGUGUUUCAUGAACAGAGGCAGCCCAAGGCCCCAGACACCUGUAACACGGGCAGUCUGCCUAAUGGCGGCUGUGAAUACCUCUGUCUGAAGGCCCCCCAGAUCACAGACCACUCUCCCAAGUACACCUGUGCCUGCCCUGAUGGCAUGGAGCUGGGACCAGACAUGAGACGCUGUGCUAUAGUUCGACCCAGAACAACCACAACAACUGCUGCUCCAACCACCCCCACCACCACCACCACACCCACUACAACAAGCACUACAACAACUAGCACAACUAUUAGCCCCAGCACAACUACCCCUACCACCACGACCAUAAGCACUACUGCUGUUACAACACUCAGGCCCACAACCAGACGCCUGACGACACCGGCUCCUCCCCAGACCCCCAGGAGCACCUCUACAGAGCAGCCUCGGACCCCCGCUGCCACAAGUACAGAAACGACUAGUUUCAGCAGCACAAGUCAGACGUCCACUUACACACACACGCCCCUAUUGGGCCCAGUGGCCCCCAACAGCAUUCAGAGAGAGAGCAACGCCAACCUCUCCCACAGAGCUGGGAGUGAUCACUACCUCAUAGGUAACAACAUCACAGUAGCUGUUCUAGGGAUAGUCAUUCCUAUCGUCCCUAUCCUUGCCACAGUGGUCAUUGGAUUACUCUGCACCGGCGGAUACCUGGUUUGGCGCAACUGGCGGCGCAAGAACACCAAGAGCAUGAACUUCGACAACCCUGUUUACCGCAAAACUACGGAGGAUGACGAUGACGAAAUCCACAUUGGGCGACACAGCGAGUCCAUCGGUCACGUGUACCCAGCAGUGAGUGGCAGCCACAGUCAGCCAUUCAUAGCGCUUCCUCUAGGGGGCGGCGUCACAGACAGCAACUCUCACUGGUAUUCAGGGGCACCGAUGCUAACCAGCGGCAAAUGAGAGAAGCUGCAGAGGAAAGGAAGGAGUUUUGAAUAUUUGAGAUAUAGUAAUAUACGCAGGGGUUUGGAAAAGGCUGUUUGUUGUACAUGUAGGCCUGGUGGAAAGAGAGAACAGGCUUGCACACGCCCACAUUCUCACGUCAAUUUUCCAGUAAUCACUGAAAGCACCAAUCAUACAGACACAUAAGCCCUUCACCGGUAGAUCAUGUUCACAUUUAUUUCACCUUCAUGACCAUAUUCAUACAGUACAUUUAUCAACAUCAUGUCCUCGUUACCAGCCUACCAUCCCAUUUAUUUGUACAUUGUGUUUUUUUUUGUGUUUUUCUGGUUGUUGUGUUUGUCCUCUUAAUGGAAAACACGUUUCUUAUGAGACCAUUUCCUGACAAAACAUCUUACACAGACACUUUGUUUACAGAAGCAGCUGAUACGAAAGUUAAAAUUAUUUUAACAUGAUCACUAGACAAGAGAAAAUAUGUGCCACAAGGUAGCAUUCACGUCAAAGAGGAAUUUUGUGGACAUUUCUUUGUUUGCUGCUAAAAAUUAUAACAAAGGGUCAUCCAGACAUUUGAGUGCCACUGAGGCUUAAAUAAUUACUGCUGUCGUGAUGCAGUAAAUAUGAAAGAUAGAUGCAUGAUGUGGGUCCUCUGAAAUGGCCUCUGUUAGUAGAACAAAAAUAAUUCUAGUGCGGAGACAGCUUUUCGGGAAAAAAGAGGACCAGCUUUAUAGUCACCUCAGCACUCUGACUCUGACUCUGAAAGGACAGCAGAGCACAGGACUAGGACCAUUGUGCAAAUAAAUUAGAUUUUGAGGGGAUAGUAACAUGACAUUGCCCUUGUGUGGACUUUAUGUUUUCGUUACAGUGUAAAUAAGACAUGAAGGAUAAAAUGGGGAGCACAAAUCAAAACCAAGGACAAUCGAAAAUAGAAUUUCUCAUUCUAUCUUGAUGCAGAUGCAUUUUUGAGAAUCACUUUUUGGGCAAGAAGCUACAUUUUCUACAAACUCCUUAAACACUGCAAGCUGCGAUUGGCACUGAGAUGCACUUAAAUGUAUAGGUAGUGUGUCAUCACGACACUUGUACAUUUAUUGUAUAUAUUUGUUGUUUAAGGAAUUCGGAAAGCCAGCAGGGAACGUCAGCCAAAAAGGAUUAUGGGGGAGUGGGAGUCUAGCGCUUUGAUUGGUUGGCAUGGUAACACAGAUUUCUUUGUGUCGCUCUAGAGGGAAAGGAGGGAAAGAAUUCUGGGUAUCAUUGGCAUGAUGACAGGCUGGAGAUACACACACACACACACACACACAAAACAGGUGCACGACUGGGUCAUAUUAAGAUUCAAGGUCGAAUUAACAACCACCCUCAGAGAAGGGUUGAAGAGAGGGAACUAUGCUCCUUCUCUUGUCUCCCAGUUUUAUUAUUUACAUCUGUACAAAUAUUCUUUUUGUCUUGAAUUUUUUCACUUGUUUUCUUCCUCUCCUGUCCUCUUCUUUUCUCUCCUUUCCUUUCGUGGUAAUGUGGCAACUCAGACAGACAGAGAAAUCAGAUUGGCAUUAUUUGGGCCAGACAUUUGCAGCCGUAGGCAAGCAUCCUGCAUUCCUCACAUAGGAGCAACCAGAGAAGGAGGGAAUGAACUGGGGGGAUUGGAAAGAGGAGAACAUGAAGGUCAGGGAGAGGAGAGAGAAGUGAGGAGUAUAAGAAGAAAAGAAGUGGCAGGAGAAUGGAUUCUGUAUGAUUCGCAGUUGCUUUUCAAGGUGCCAUCUAGACUUGAAUCUCUGAUUCUCUCUGAUUUUUUCCUGAUUUCUUUCUUUGUUCCCUGUCCACCAUGCUGAUUUUUCUUUUUCUGUUUUCUAUCUCAUUUCACUUUCUCUCUCUCUCUUUCUUCCUCCUUUACCAGCCUACUGUGGUAACAGUCUUUUUAUCUGCUGUUUGCAGCGCGUGGCACUCAGUCUGGAGGAUGAUGGCUAUCCCUGAGGGGGCAAUGCAUCCCGCCAUCCGCAUCCCCCUGCCCCCCCAAUACCCAUUCUGGCCCCUCCUCUCACCACAGCCUCUACACCACUGAGGUCAAAACAACGCAGACAAGAAAGAGAAGGAGUCCUCAUUUUGUCUCCCGUUUUAAGGAGCAGGGAUGACAUGUACAUCUUGUAUACCCCCCUUCCUCUCUUACUUUCUCCCCUGGAGUAACACUACUACCACUACUAGCCACUACUACUGCCCUUAGUGCUAGUUUAUCAAUAGUCUCUGCUCCACUCCUCUCUUCUCUCUGCCUCUUGUUAGCUGUAGUGGUGUGUAAAAUGCUGCUUGAUGAUUUUGUUCAAACUAACCUCAUUUGGCUUUCGGUGUACAUUGUAAAUAGAAGGCUGUUUGGCUACCGUACAAGGGGAAAAGGCUGGAAUGCAUUAUUUUUAAUUCCUCAUUUUAUGACUUUUUAUUUAUUUGUAUGUGUUUGCUGUUGUAAUUAUGUAUUCAGCGUGUCUGUCAGUGUACAGUACUAAAGGCAGAUUUGUUCAAGUUUGCAAGGGUAUUCAGUAGGAAGCAAGGACGUUUUUUUUCUUCAUAGUUCCCUUUACAUCUCGAGUAGACAAGACAGCUUUUUUUUUUAAAACAGAUGUGAAGUGUCAUUCUCUCAGACUCAGAUUCACCCUAUGACAUAUUGUAUGUAGGCAGGCAAAACUAAAUAUAGCCAAGGGGAAAGGAGAGAGAAAUAAAUGACGGGGUUGUCUGUG